Sporothrix schenckii 1099-18 is the source of this 300-nucleotide messenger RNA. RefSeq lists its product as uncharacterized. The record is from RefSeq and is a predicted model, not a curated record. Lineage: Eukaryota; Fungi; Ascomycota; Sordariomycetes; Ophiostomatales; Ophiostomataceae. The transcript is spliced from 3 exons. Bases 1 to 300 code for a protein of 99 amino acids.
AUGGGUGGCGGUAACGGUGCCAAGGCUGCGCAGAAGCGCGAGCGCAACGCCAAGGACAAGGCUGGCGCGGCCAAGUCGCAGCUCAAGACCAACGAGAAGGCGCUCAACAUCCAGUGCUUCGUUUGCAAGGCGACGUUCCUCAGCACGACGCGCGAGAAUGCACACACACACACACACGAGAGACUGCCGUUCACUGCUAACUGCAAACUGCGUCUGUCCAGCCUCAACGACCAUGCGACCAACAAGCACAGCAAGACGCUGGCCGACUGCUUCCCCGACUUCAAGGCCGCCUCGAAAUAA